This is a messenger RNA of Vitis riparia (riverbank grape), 2997 nucleotides long. Its product is annotated as pentatricopeptide repeat-containing protein At2g41720. Bases 137 to 2695 code for a protein of 852 amino acids. NCBI's taxonomy places the organism in Eukaryota, Viridiplantae, Streptophyta, Magnoliopsida, Vitales, Vitaceae. The transcript has 10 exons. The record is from RefSeq and is a predicted model, not a curated record. Gene Ontology annotation, molecular function: protein binding.
AAAUAUGGUAUUAUCCCUUCAAUUUAAUGUUUUAUUUUGAAAACGCCAAAGAGAACCUCCCUCUGUUUUUUUAAAACAAAUUUUUAGUACCUAUCUUGUAAGGUUCAUCCCUUCAGGGUCUGUGUUGCAUCUUUCCAUGUCGUCCACACCCAACCCAUCCCCAAUUAUCUUCGAUUUCCCCCGCUCAACUCACUCGCCUCACCCCAAAUCCUCAAACCCCACCUUCACCACCAGCAAAACCCUAAUUUCAUGCAAGGAAUCCAAGAGCAAAGGAGCUUUGGAAGAGAAGAAGAAGGUGGUGUUCGUCGACUACGACAACGGCAAGCACCAGGUCUCCACCCAUGUCUCUGGACUCCGAAAAGCCGACAUUCCCAAACACUACAGAUUGCGGGUCGAAGCCGAUAGGUUUCAGAAGGAUUGGAGCGUUUCUGAGGUGGUUGAAAGGCUUUUGAAGCUCAACCACUGGGACGAUGUAGAGGGUCUCUUGAAUCGCUGGGUGGGCCGCUUCUCCAGGAAAAAUUUCCCCCUUCUUAUUAGGGAGAUAACCCAAAUAGGUUCGCUUGAACAUAGCGUUCAAGUGUUCCGGUGGAUGAAGAAUCAAAAGAACUACUGCGCUCGGAAUGAUAUUUACAAUAUGAUGAUCAGGCUCCAUGCUAGACAUAAUAUAGUCGAUCAGGCACGCGGGUUGUUUUUCGAGAUGCAAAAGUGGAGGUGCAAGCCUGAUGCUGAAACUUACAAUGCCCUCAUCAAUGCACAUGGUCGAGCUGGCCAAUGGCGAUGGGCAAUGAAUAUCAUGGAUGACAUGCUCCGUGCAGCUAUUCCUCCAAGUCGAUCAACCUAUAACAACUUGAUCAAUGCAUGCGGAUCUAGUGGAAAUUGGAAAGAGGCUCUGAAUGUCUGCAAGAAAAUGACAGAAAAUGGAGUUGGCCCGGAUCUUGUGACUCACAAUAUUGUUUUAUCUGCCUAUAAAAGGGGGAAUCAGUAUUCAAAAGUGUUGUCCUAUUUUGAACUAAUGAAAGGAACAAACAUCCGUCCGGACACAACUACCCUUAAUAUUGUGAUAUACUGCCUGGUCAAACUUGGACAGAAUGGGAAGGCCAUCGAUAUUUUCAAUUCAAUGAAGGAGAAAAGAUCAGAAUGCUACCCUGAUGUUGUAACAUUCACUACCAUUAUUCAUCUGUAUUCUGUUUGCGGCCAGAUUGAAAAUUGCCAAACAGCAUUUAACACAAUGCUUGCAGAAGGUCUAAAGCCUAAUAUUGUUUCAUAUAAUGCUCUAAUAGGUGCAUAUGCUUCACAUGGGAUGGAUAAGGAGGCUUUGUCAGUUUUUAAUGAGAUAAAGAAAAAUGGUUUCCGCCCCGAUAUUGUAUCCUAUACAUCUUUGCUCAAUGCUUAUGGGAAAUCAGGGAAACCAGAGAAGGCCAUGAAAGUAUUUGAGUUGAUGAGGCGGAACCAUUGCAAGCCAAAUUUAGUAAGUUACAAUGCACUGAUUGAUGCCUAUGGAUCUAAGGGUUUGUUAAUGGAAGCUGUGGAAAUCUUACAUGAAAUGGAAAGAAAUGGGGUUCAACCAAACAUUGUUUCAAUAUGCACCCUCUUGGCUGCCUGUGGCCGCUGUGGUCAGAAGGUAAAGAUCAAGUCUGUACUUUCAGCGGCUGAGAUGCGAGGCAUCAAGUUAAACACAACUGCAUAUAAUUCAGCAAUUGGAAGCUAUCUGAGUGUGGGGGAAUAUGAUAAAGCCUUAAGUCUGUACAGAGCGAUGAGAACAAAGAAAGUCAAACCUGAUCCUGUUACUUACAAUGUGUUAAUAAGCGGUUGCUGUAAAAUGUCGAAAUAUGGUGAGGCACUUGGGUUUCUUGAUGAAAUGAUGGAUUUGAAAAUUCCUUUGUCCAAGGAGGUGUACUCAUCUGUGAUCUGUGCCUACAGCAAACAGGGCCAAGUCACAGAAGCAGAAUCCAUGUUCACCAAAAUGAAGAUGGCUGGUUGUCAUCCUGAUGUUAUUACAUAUACUGCAAUGAUACAUGCAUAUGAUGUUGCAGAGAAUUGGGAAAAAGCUUCUGCACUAUUUUUAGAAAUGGAAACAGAUGAUGUCCAGCCAGAUUCUAUUGCAUGUUCGUCUCUGAUGAGAGCUUUUAAUAAAGGAGGCCAACCUGCCAAAGUACUUGUUUUGGCAGAGUUUAUGAGAGAGAAAAAGAUCCCUUUUAACAAUUCAAGUUUCUUUGAGAUGGUUUCAGCCUGUAGCUUAUUGAGAGAAUGGAGGGAAAUAAUUGGUUUGAUCAAAUUAAUGGAGCCUUCAAUCUCUGUCGUGUCGAUCGGGCUUCUAAAUCAGCUUCUGCAUUUUCUUGGAAAAAGUGGGAAGAUUGAGACUAUGAUGAAGUUGUUCUACAAGAUAGUGGCAUCAGGAGCUGAAAUUAACUUCUAUACUUACUCGAUUUUAUUGAAGAAUCUCUUGGCUGCUGGAAAUUGGAGGAAAUACAUUGAGGUACUGCAAUGGAUGGAGGAUGCAGGUCUUCAACCUUCAGUUGGAAUGUAUCGCAGUAUCUCCUCCUUUGCACAAAAUCGCAGUGGGGCUGAAUAUGCUGCUGUCAUACAAGAAAGAAUUGAAUCCCUGAAGAGAAAUUCCAGGAAUCAAAAUCCAACAAAAACGCUGAAUGAUUCUCUCCUUCCUGCCUCCUCAUUGCUUGAUGGAACCAAAGUAUGAAGAGUCAACCAUUUCUGAGGUGCAUCACAGAAAAGAUAGGAGCCUGGUAGUUGUGGAACUCUUUACCAGGAGAUCAGACAGUGUAUAUACAGGUCGCCUUAACUGCUUCCAAAUACAUGGAUGACAGAAUGAAACUCUUCUCAAGUGAUCUUCAGAGCUGAAGUCGGUCCUGAGAAACCAGCCCAAGAUAGCAUAGUUUUAGAAUUUGUUUUGGGUACUUCGAUUAAAGUUCAAAGCUUGUGGGAUUUAUAAACUUUGGCCUACAUAGUCCAUUUUUCAGGUUUGGAGUUGGACUUGUUUGA